Messenger RNA from Owenia fusiformis, 2845 nucleotides. The record is from the annotation of a GenBank genome assembly. Lineage: Eukaryota; Metazoa; Annelida; Polychaeta; Sabellida; Oweniidae.
AGUCAUUCAAAAAUAUAUAUUCAAUAUAAUUUAUACACAGAUCUCUUAAAAGUCUAUAGAACCUACAUAGGUAUGAGUCAAUGCAAUCUAUUGAAUAUUUCAUGAAAGCGGAAACCAAUCAAAUGUUCCUCCUAAGCAACCCGACUGCGCAUGUCCCUAAUGCUAGGGCAACCUGAUCUUCAAACCAAUAAUCAUAAUUAUAAUGACUUCGUAGAAGAGAAAAAGUCGAUAGAGACAAGGAAGGAGGGGAUUCAUGGAGUUAAUCACAACAUGGGUAAAGCAAGGAGAAAUAAAUCCAAAGUGGAAUCCAAAGAAAAGAGGUCAGGACAUGAAACAAUGCAGAAGAUGUUAUCUCCCGCAAAUGAGGGAACUUCAACACUGCUGGAAAGCAAAAUCUCAAAGGAAAGAAAUGAAUUGACAGCAAGAAAUUAUGAUGAAUUACAAAAUCAAACAAAACUUGUUUCACUAAACUGGAGAUUUCGUUAUAUUGAGAUUUGUAAAUUCUCAAUAAGCGAUCCAGAACUAAAGAGAGAAUCAGAAAUACGUGAAAAGGUUUACUGCAGUGUCAAAAGUAGAGACUUUAAAGAAAUAGAACGAUUAAUAUGGACAGAACGGGUAUUAUCAUCACAGAGCAUAGGACAAAUUAUUCUGGAAAUAUUAGUAUUAUGGGAUGUUGCAUAUAAUGACCAAAUACAGAAAACUGGACAGAUAUCAGAAAAUACCAAAUGGAAACCUUUUUCUGAAAAGAGGAUGGACUUUCUGAAACGCUUGUUUGAGCUACUUGGCCAUGAACUGAAUUUGAAUGUCAAGGAUCACUAUGGACAUACCCUUCUGAUGUAUGCUCUACAUGAGAAGAACCUGGAUGUCAUUCAGUUACUGCUAGAUAAAGGAGCAAACAUAGAUGAACAGAGUACAGAUAAUGGGUCAACGGCACUUAUGAUGGCAGUCAAGAGAAAUCUCAACAAAUGUGUUGAUCUUCUGAUUGCAAAAAAAGCUAAUCUAGAUAUGCAAGACAAAUUGGGAAAAGCUGCAAUAAUGUGGUCAGCAGAAGAAUCAGAUAUAACAAGAAUAGAGGAACUUCUCAAUAAAGGUGCAGAUGUCAUGCAUGUUGAUAAUGAAGGAAAAAACAUCCUCAUGUAUUUAGCAGAAACCCCACAUGCAGAAUUGAUGAAAUGUAUUUUAGAGAAAGGAAUUGAUGUUAAUGCUAUAGAUAAAGAUGGCAAUACUGCUUUGAUGUAUGCAGCAUGGGCAAAUCAGAAAGCCUGCAUUGAUGAGUUAUGUUUCCUCAAAGCUGAUCCUGAAAUAAAAAACAAUAAGGGAGAAUCUGUCAAAUCAAUAUCUGAGAAAUCAGAGAACAAGAAUAUGUGGAAGCACAUCUCAUUUUCUCUUAAACCAAGCAAAGAAGAUUGGAUAUCUUCCUUCUUGAAAGCAAUACAAGAUGGGGACAAUAGUAAACUGAAGGCAUUAUUUGAGAGCAACGAAUCUAACGAGUUUAGCAAAAAUGAUUUUCCAGAGCUAUUUGGAGAAACCACAUUUACCUAUGCCUUGAGGAAUGGUAACAUGGACUGUGCAAAGAUACUUUUAGAGAAUGGAUAUGAUGUCAAUGAUCCAGGGUCAUAUGGAAAAACACCACUGGAAUGGGCUAUUGGGGCUAAUGAUUUAGACAGCAUAAAAUUUCUUUUAGAGAACAGUGCUGAUGCAAAUCUUAAUGGAAAAAAAUACAAACGACAAAAGGAAGAGGAAAAUCAACAAAAAGAAGGGGAAAAACAAGUGAAUAUUAUUAGGCAAAGGAUAGGCACGGAUGAAGGCUAUGACAGUUUAGAGCUUGACUGUUAUGAAACCCCACUAUGGGCAACAUUGAAUUUGGAUAGUGUGAACAUACUUGAACUUUUGCUGAACCAUAAAGCAGACCCAAAUAUCGAAAACAGUUUCAAACAAACACCUUUGAUACAAACUAUGAUGAUGAAGAAGUAUAACUUCAUGGAAGUCUUGCUCAAAUACAAAGCUGAUCCAAACAGAAAAGAUGAAAGUGGAGACACCCCAUUGAUCAUUGCAGCGAUUGAUGGGGACCACGAGGCAUUAGAACUCCUCCUACGUCACAAUGCAGAUAAAGAUGCAAAAGAUUCUGAUGGACAUACAGCGCUUUAUCAUGCCGAGGACAAGAAGAAGCAACAAUGUGUAGAGGUAUUGACAAACUGGAAAGUAACAGAUGAUGUGACUGAAUACGAAGCAGAAAAGAUCACAGACGCUUUCGAUGAUGAUGACUGUGACUUUCUCCUGAGCAUACCAGAGGUAGUAUCAUUUGGAGAUGAGUACUCUAUAUCAUCAAAUACAACUGUGUUAAAGAUAAAGCUUGAUGAUCAUACAGAAGAGGAAGUUAAAUACAAGAUCAAGAAUAGGCUUGAAAAGAAAUAUGUCUUUGAAUUUGAAACAAGCAGAGAAUCAGAGCUUGAGCUAGGAUCCUGGACACGUGGCUAUUUGGGCGAAUGUUCUGAAUCAAAAGGAACAUUAGGCUGUUUUAUCAAAUCUAAAGAUGGACAGGUAGAAACAUAUUAUGCACUCACCAACAAUAGGAACAGAUGGCUGGGUAUAUGCUCAUCCAGAGGAAAAAGAGCCUGUCCUGCUAGGUAAGCUCAAGUAUUACAUUGAUUUCAAGAAUGACAGAGAAAGGGGUAGGUAUGAUAUUGCAAUGAUUGAAGUAUUACCAAAUGUCACCGGUAAUUUCCUAAUACCUACAGAGCACACAUGUAAAUGUAAAAUAGUUGAGCCAAGAGAUAAUGUCUUUGUCAAAAAGAUUGGUCACAAGUCAAAACAGACAAGAGGACAGAUUAUAGGAACUUCAAUU